UUACUUAUCAUUUUACAUUGUAAAUCUCUUACAAUGCAGUCGGUAUACUGUUAUUUUAUUCUUGCCUUGGUUUUGGGUUUUUUUAAUACAGCAACUACAGCCCCUAAUAGGGAGACCAUUCAAGAAUGCAAUUUAAAUCAAGAAAUUAUUCGAGACAUUCAAUCGUACCAAAAUGUUGUAAAGUCUAUUAUCGAUUUUAUUACCAAAGGAGAAUUUAAGGGAAAAGUAUUUCAAGAUUUAGCACUAUUUACUGAUACAUUUGGAUCUAGGUUAACGGGCACAGAAAACUUAGAACAUUCCAUUGACUAUUUAUUAAAUUUGAUGAACCAAUAUGAAAUGCAUAAUGUACAUGCUGAAAAUGUCACUGUACCAAGGUGGAGAAGGCUAAAGGAAUAUGGUGAACUAUUAUCUCCGAGGAAUGCCGAACUUCCAGUAGUAGCUUUGGGCAGUUCUGUAGGUACGGGAAAAAAUGGAAUAACAGCAGAAGUUAUGGUCGUUAAAUCUUUUGACGAACUAAACAAUAAAAGUAGAGGAGAGGUUGAAGGAAAAAUCAUUGUCUAUAAUCAGGAUUGGGUUAACUAUGACCACGAUUAUGAUUAUAGAAGCAAAGGAGCGACCGAGGCAUCAAAAAAAGGCGCUGUCGCCUCACUAGUAAGAUCCUUAACCCCCUUUUCGAUGAGAACUCUAUAUACAGGCCAACAAACUUAUCGUAAUAAUGUCACGAAAAUUCCUGCACUUUGUAUUUCUGUAGAAGAUGCUCAUAUGCUACAACGCAUGCAGGAUCGGGGAAAUAAAAUAAUUAUUCACCUUAAUGUUUCAACGGAAACUCUGAGUAACUCAACAUCGCGAAAUGUAAUAGCAGAUUUGACAGGUGCUGAGUAUCCUGAUAAAAUUGUCGCUGUCACAGCUCACUCGGAUAGCUGGGAUGCUGGAACCGGUUCAAUGGACGACGGAGGUGGUAUAUUCAUGUCUCUUUAUGCCUUAAAAGUUCUAAAAGAGCUUGGAUUAAAACCAAGAAGAACUGUUAGAUCAUUAAUUUUCACUGGUGAAGAGCAAUGUUAUUGUGGAGUUAACGAGUAUAACGACAAACAUGCGUCGGAUUUAGAAAAUUUCAUUUUUGUGAUGGAAAAUGAUGAAGGCGUAUGGAAUCCUUUGGGGUUGAACUAUACAGCUGGUCCAAUGGGAGGAUGUGUCUUAAAAGAAAUCCUGAAGUUAUUAUUACCACUAAAUGCGACCCGGGCAGAUUAUGUAGAGAACGUUGGCUCGGACAUAUCCUUAUGGACAAAAUCUCUUAUUCCCGGGACAAGUUUAUUAAAUGAAAAUGGAAAAUGGUUUUGGUUUCAACACACUCAAGCUGAUACGCUAGAUGUUAUUGAUUCUGAUCAAAUGGAUAAAGCAUUGGCAGUUUGGGCUUCGGUUGCUUAUGUUAUUGCUGAUAUGAAAAUUCAGUUUCCAAGUAGAUUCGAGUAAAUAAAGAAACGUUUAUGGGC
This is a messenger RNA of Anthonomus grandis grandis, 1490 nucleotides long. RefSeq names its product carboxypeptidase Q-like. Gene Ontology annotation, biological process: peptide catabolic process; proteolysis. Gene Ontology annotation, molecular function: metallodipeptidase activity. The coding region runs from base 34 to 1470 and encodes 478 amino acids. Lineage: Eukaryota; Metazoa; Arthropoda; Insecta; Coleoptera; Curculionidae. The record is from RefSeq and is a predicted model, not a curated record. The transcript has 7 exons.